Paramormyrops kingsleyae is the source of this 788-nucleotide messenger RNA. The record is from RefSeq and is a predicted model, not a curated record. Lineage: Eukaryota; Metazoa; Chordata; Actinopteri; Osteoglossiformes; Mormyridae.
AGUUUGUGGAUUAAUAAAGUAUAUAUUAUCUCAAACAGUGAACACAACACGAUACCACGUAUUGCAUAGUCCACAGUACAACACUAUUAAGUUCAAUCUAUUUACUUUAGAAUUGCAUACAGUUCUUCUCUGACAGUCUUUGCACUGUUACUGUCUAUAGUUAUCUAUUAGGCAUGGCGUUCGAACCCGCUACAGACUUUUAACUUAAUCUAGACCCUGACUGAUACUGGUGAUUAAUACACCUCUUUGCUGUAACUAAUAAGGCUGUUGGUUGAGAAGGUAUAAAAUCUCCCUUUGACUGGGAUGAGACACUUGGCUGACAUCUUGUCCCCCUCACCCCCUUAAUGACAGGAUGGUGGCCUCUACCCCCUUCGUGGUGAUCUCCUACUUCUGCCUCUGGUACGUUCCUCCCUUUAUCAGUGGGAGGGUCGUCUGGUACCUUGGCUUCUACUGCGUCUACCAGACCCUCAUUACGUGCUUCCACGUGCCAUACUCAGCCCUCACCAUGUUCCUGAGCACCGAGCAGAAGGAGAGGGACUCGGCCACAGCCUACAGGAUGACGAUGGAGGUGCUGGGUACUCUGCUGGGGGCUGCCAUCCAGGGCCAGAUCGUGGCUAACGCCCACACGCUCAAACACUGCCGCAACCAAAGCCUCGGCGCCACUCAGCUGGGAAAUGGGACGGCAGCAGAGCAGGUCACUCAGAUCGUCCGGAGCCUGUCACCUUCCCUGGACAUCCUGUCAUACGUGGUGAGCGGGAGCCUAAUUUCCUUUACUUUUUGUUCCCAUG